This is a messenger RNA of Nezara viridula (southern green stink bug), 1262 nucleotides long. NCBI's taxonomy places the organism in Eukaryota, Metazoa, Arthropoda, Insecta, Hemiptera, Pentatomidae. The record is from the annotation of a GenBank genome assembly.
UUUCAAUUUAUCUUACAUUUAAAUUACUAUAGAUAAUAAUAUACAUAUAAACUUAAUUGAACAUAUGAUUAUGUUUAAUUUUAGGAAUGAACUUGUCAAAAAGUUGUAGAGGCAUCUAAGAAAGUAAUGUUUUGUUUUAAUGAGCUUGAAAAACUAAUUAAGACUAUUCCAUGCAAAGAAGAAACUAAAAAUGUAGAAACACUCAGCAGUUAUGUUCUACGGCAAAACUUAGCGGUUGGAGAACUCUUUUGUUUCAUUCACGCUAUCGAACUUGUUAUAAAAGCGUUGUCCUCUAAAAUUACAAGAUAUAAUUUUUUAAAUUUCAGCGAAAGACAUGUCCGUAAAGGAAAAACUGAAGAAAAACCAACUGACCCUCUUGAAACCCUGUUUUCUAGUAUUACAAGAAAAUUACAAUUUAUAAAAAUUUUAGAAGAAAUGGUCAUACAUGUAAUAGGAGAUAGUGGAUUAGUCCAGUACAUGAUAAGUAAAUACACGGAGGAUAUCAUGAAGGUCGAAUGUCAUUUACCUGGCAAAUACGUGGCUUGCUUCAAUGUUCUUGACGGGCGGAAAAACCUUGCAGACCACUUACCGGUUGGAGCGACAUUUGCUUUAUACAAAUUAAAACAAGAAGGAGAUCUGGAUUUGGCGACUCUAACGGGUAACUCGAUAACAAUUGCUGGUUAUGCUAUUUUUGGUACUUGCACAAAGCUGGUUUUAGGUUUUAAUGCUAGAGGUGUUCAUGAUUUUUAUCUGGAUCGGUCUCUUGGAGAAUUUAUCCUCAAAGAAUCAGAUAAAAUAAUCCCUAAAAGAGGCGUAUGCUAUUCUGCCAAUGAAGGAAUCACUGCAGGUUGGGACGAAGCCACACUCAUUUAUUCCAACCGUAGGAAAGAUCCAAGAUUUUUAUUACAAACUCAUUGUUACCAUCUCGGUACGUUCAGUGCUGACGUCUCAAAAAUACUGAAUGAAGGAGGUAUUUACAUGUAUCCAGCUAACAUCACGCAUCCCGAGGGAAAGAUACAUCUCCUAUAUGAAGCGAAUCCGAUGGGAUAUAUCUUGAGAGAAGCGGGUGGAUACGCAACCGACGGAUUUACUUCUAUCCUCAACAUCGAACCUCGAACCCACCACCAGCGAAUUCCCUUCUUCGGAGGUUCCAUUGAGGAUGUAAUCAGUAUUAUGGAAUUGAAAACUAUCUACAAAGCCAGAAAACUUAAAUGAAUAUUGUGGCGAUAUUAUUUGUUUUAAAUAUUAAAAGAGUAAUAUGC